CAGAUAGCUGAAAUGAUAACAGUGCACAACAAGUGUUAAUGUUCUGCGAUUAAGGUCGCGGGCUACCUAUCUACAAGCCCAACUGGCAUCGUCAGCCGCAGAUAGCUAUAGACUACUUCGGUGUUUAUUCGGUAUCUACCUACCGAUCGUGGAUGGAACACGUUUCACUUAUCCCUUCGGUGGAAAAAACGAAUGGCAUAUUAACUUUUGCUGGCACAGUAUUUCUUCGUGCCGUAAUCCAACGUAAUGUGCUCUCAGACUGAUCUGUAUUUUACUAUUACUACCAGUUCUGCUGUUUGCUGUCUACAAAUAAGAAAAAAGAACGAAACCGAAGCAUUUCAUUGAAGUGUGUAUACUGCCCUCAUACGAAUGAAAGGGCCCGAGUUCGCAGUGUGCAGUAUUGAAACGUUCAGCAUUGACCAGGAUAGCCAUCGGCAAAUCAAUUUAAACAACAGGCCCACAAGCCGAGAGCAACAAACAGGGACCAGUUCGUGUGCGCGCUACCCUUCCAAGAAGCUCGCAAUCAUUGUCACCAGAGUCAGACAGACAGACUGGCUGACUACUACUAUCGGCUAGAGUGAAGUAGUCGUAGUCAGCUGAAGGUAGUCAGGGCUCAGCCUAGCAUUUCAUACUUUUAUUGUAGUCGCCGUCUGUUAGCAGGCGAUGCGUCGCACUCAGUCGUAUUCUAUUAGUAUCGCCUUGGCCGCCGCUAUCGCCGACUUUUAUUGCACUGUUACCGCAGCCACGGGUGGCUAGGGCGAAUCAGGUAAGAGGGGCAGCAGCAACGACAUUUAACAGAUCGUAGAAUCUGCAGCACUAGUUGGCAAUAAGUGCAAACCCAUGACUCAUAGCAGCCUCGUUUCUUUCCUCAUUAACUAAGCCAACCUAUUUGUGUCGUGUUCGCUAAAACUCGCUUUCCCGUUCGACCGCUAGAUUUCCUCUUUUUGUGCUACAACAAUAAGUAAGAGAAUCAGCAGCGGCAGCAACUAUCGGCUAACUCUGCGCAUCGCGAACCUCAAUGAACACGCCACGAACACGCACGUGCGGUAGCGAAAGCUGCUGGAACCAGCAAGGGACAGCAGGACAGGCCGACUGUUCAGUGUGGUAACGUAGAAGAGGCACUACCAUAGGCAGCUGCAGCCACGAUGAUAACAACACAGCGCAGGUGGGUAGCAAAUAGUAACCAGGAUAACAACUGCAACAGCAGAUAUAGACACCACUCCUAUAAAGAAUUAGCAAAUAAACUGUAAUAGUCAGCGCGAAUACAACAAAACCAGUGAGUUUCAGUGAGACAACGUCGUGCAGCCGCUGGUGGCGGUCAAUCGGUGCGAACAAAUCACGUCUGGUGAGCAGAGUGCCGGCUGAAACAAAGCGUCAUACAAACAACUCGCGUUCGUCCCCAGUAAGAAAAAGCCGGAUUAAGAGAACAUUUUUGGUAGAAGAAAACCGACAACUCCACAGCAUAAUAGCGACAACCAUUCCGUAAAGCGGAGCACAAGAUGCGCUCACUGCCACAGUAGUGACACGUCUAUACUAUUGAGACAUAUUUACGUUCAGGCACUGUCGCAGCCAUAUUGACCAGUUUUUGUGAGCGGAACGCACGGAUCGUUCUCACCCACGUCACGCUUGCCUCCAGACCAUUCUGCUCCCCAAUAUCCUCCUCGCCCACGCAGCAGUGCCGCGCUGUCUGUCUGUCUGUCUGUCUUUCUGUCACAUCUCCCUCCCCCCAUCGACUAAUCGGUGUCCCUUCAACGGUCAACCGUGUCCCAUUGUGGUGCUCGCCGUUUCAGUGUUUACCGUACAUUUGCAUGUGCUUCUGCGGGGUUAUCACUACAGUCGGCUGAUCGGCCAACAGGUCAUGGCAUUUCGGCGCUGCUUCCCUCAUCGAUUGCCGCUGGCGAGAGAAGGAAAUUAUUGAGACGGCAAAAGAAAGUGAAAGUCGUGGGUCUCGCUCAGAUUGAACAAAAAUAACCCGCGUGAUAUCACUUUGGCCGUGUGCAGGACAACAAAGGAGAAACGAGUAGAAGAGGGGGAAGACACGUUUCCCCUGCCGGAGCGAGGGAUUGCUGUUCACCAUAGAAACGCAGUUUCGUGGUUGUGCUGUGACUAGAGAUAAUAAUUGCCCCGAAAAGUGGCGGGCGGUUAGUUAGCGGUGCGACCAACCACUUACUGGAUCCCUUGCUCAGGCCCACAAUGCAUGCAAUGUGUGCUAUUGUAGGCCAGAGAGGAUGAUGGGUACAACGGCUAAGGAAUAGAGAAGCACAGUGUAUAGUGGCUUAAUGCGUGGCUGUCAUCUCAUCGCGGAAGUGAGCAGGGAUCAUUGUCAUUUGCAUCAGAAACGAAUCAAUCAAUGAAAGGACGCUGCUGCUGCCACUGCUACCUCGCGCGACGAUCCGAUACAAAAAGUCUUGUCCACCGCACAAAGCAGCAAUACAUCCGGACAAUCGGUUGACAAGCAGAUUGAUUGCCAACCUCGCAACGAUUCUUGUCCAUAGCAUAGAUCGUUACCAUAUCGAUUGUUCCACCCGUUAUUCCAACAAAUUCCAAAUAACCAUCCAGCAUAGCAUGCGCUUCAACGUCGACUUCUCAUCGGAGAAAUAUAAUUGGUCGUUACCACGAUUCCUGUCUGACUAUUACUUCAACAUCUCAUAGUCGCUAACGUGUCCUGUCACUCCACGCGUACCCUUCGAGUGCUAGAAUCCAAGUGGUUGUCGUAUACGUUGGAGUUCGUUGGUCAGGCCUUCGCCCUGUACCUGCCAGCCGAAGCAGCAGCGUGUAUCAUGUAUUAACCAACGUCUUGCGACGUGAGUUCCUGGUAUCUUCAACAUUAUUAGUUGCCCUUAGUUCAGCGUUGAUACGGUGCAAGAGCAGCAGCAGCAGUGCCCAAAUAGUAACUGUAGCUGCAGCUGGGCGGAAAGUUUCGGCGCAUCCGUUCUCACUCACGGUUGUCCUCGUUAUGACGUGAGUUCGUUCGAUACGGACUUCGCUCACAGAGCCUUGGGCGGCACUGCACGUGUUCGCGGUAUGGCAAAAACUUACGGAACCAGCUCAUAUAGGAAAGUAGUUUGAAUGCUUGCAGGUUCAUCUAUUGUACAUCACAACAGUGGACGAUCUUGUGAAUAAGGUCCCGUUAUACCACUGUCAAAAGGAAACCUCAGUUUACGGGCAACGUAGAAGGCGGCAAUCUGGACUUUACUGUAAUCGCUGCUACAACUUCUACGUAAAUCUUCAAUAUUCUGAAUUUCCCAGCGACACCAUAUUCGUUCACCCAACCAUUGCUUAUUGAAGAAACACGUCAGACUAGGAGUGCCCUUGCUGCGUUUUGCAAGAGCAACUAUUUAGUCGCGUAGCGCAUUCUCUCAAAUCGAGACUCACACAGCUAAUUAUUCGUCGGACAUCACUUCUAGUAGGCGGACGACUAUCAUUGUCACUAUUAUAACUAGGAACUAGAAAUUAAUCGGCCAUAACCGUUCUCGCUUCUGAGUACCGAGAAACAGGCAAGUUAGUCGAUCCUGUAGGGAGGAAACGAACACCUUUUUCUACGGUAACAUAGAUCCUCUCUACAUCCUACUUGGCUCUUUGACCAAGCAUUAGGAAAAAAUCAAAGAGACAGCUUUUCUAUAGUAGUAAGGGCGGAAUUUCGUCAAAGCCGCCCAGCUAUAAACAAUAAUAAACAAUGUCACACUGGAAAUCGCAACUUAGCAACUACCACGGCUCAACGGUGCUUGAGCCUGUAGCCAAAAUUGUUGGUGUACAGGUGGACAAAUUUAACCUUCUCAUCGCUGGACUGACCUCGAUUGGCAUGGGUUAUCUCUAUGGUUACCUAAUGCCUGUCGGCAGUGUGUCCAUCAGGACUCGGAAGGCGUCACUUAUCGCAAUUGGUUUGUCACUUCUGUACUUCUGCUUUGGCCGAGAUGUAUUACAUGUCGUGGCUGAAGCAGUCAUUGCGUUCUUGCUGAUGAAGAUCAUUCCAAUUGAUCAACUACCCUUAAUUACACUAGUCGUGACGCUAUUCUACCAGUCAAUUUGUCAUAUCAUCCGACAGUAUACAGACCCUGAUGGCUAUACAAUCGAUAUCACUGGCCCGAUCAUGAUGCUCACGCAGCGAGUAACAACACUGGCGUUCAGCUUGCGAGACGGCGCUCGCCCUGAAGGCCUCACCGAGGAUCAACGCCGAGAUGCGAUACCGAUACCGCCCGAUGCGUUGUCUUAUUUCGCGUAUAUGUUUGACUUUCACGAAAUUCUCGCGGGGCCACUCAUAUCGUACAACGAGUUCUCACGCAUUGCCGAGGGUAAGAACCUACGGACGGAUGAGCUCCAGCCACCACCACACUGGGAGGUUGCCCGAAAACUUGGUUACGUUGCCGUCAACGCCGCCCUCGUCCUUAAGGUCGUACCACAGCUAACUGAAGCCCAGCUGCUAUCAACAUGGUACUCAGAACUGCCAUUCUUCAAGAAGGUACUCAUGCUAAAUGCAUUUAGCUUCCUUAGCCGUGUGCAAUAUUACCUUGUAUGGAAGCUGUCCGAAGCCGUCUGCAAUUCAUCGGGCUACGGCUAUUAUAUUACCAAGGAAGGUGAAUCACGCUGGGAUGGAGCCAAUAACAUCCACAUCUUUAAGCUUGAGACGGCACCCAGCCUCAAGGUUAUCCUCGACAACUGGAACGUAUCUACGCAACGUUGGCUGAAGCACGUCUGUUAUGAUAGGCGUACGCCGUACAAGACCGGCAUGACAUUUCUGCUAUCAGCGUUGUGGCACGGCUUCUAUCCGGGUUACUUCCUCGCCUUCAUGACAUGCUCGCUGUUUGUGAUGGCUUCACGAAGGGUUCGACGUUCACUGAGACCGCUCCUCGUCCAUGGGCCCGUCUCUCAGUUCUUCUACGAUCUGCUGACGUUCUGUUUUUCUACGUCGUUCUUGGCCUACACUACGGCACCGUUUGUUCUUCUGCAAUUUAGCAAAGCAAUCCACAUAUGGCGGGAGGUGUUCUUCUAUGGACACGUGCUCGCGCUGGCAGCAAUUGUCCUGUCUAUGGUCUUGCCUUUCGUCCGAAAAUCGCGCGGGACACAAGGCACAGAUAACACCAUCAGAGCUGGUAAAAACGCACAUUUAACCACUGGAAUUGAUGGCUGCACGACCUCAACGAACUCCAUUGCAGUAAAUAAAAGCGUGAAUGGUAAGAUUCACUGAUAUUGUUUGCUAGGAAAAACAGGAUAUUAUAUUAGGAUUGUUAUUAUUAUGUAAUAAAGAAGAACACGACAAGUGUAUUUAACAGUGACAACAACAACAACAAAAUAAAAAAACAUAUAAAAUUCUAACAUUUGCAUUUACGUGUAUGUACAAAUGCGAUACCGCAAUAACGCGACGACGUGUAAGUUACUAACGAAGAUAAAAGUAAGUAAAAAUUCUUGAAAAAUUUCUACUAGGAUGACAGCAAAACUAGCAAGUGGAGAUAAAAAAAAGAAGUAAAAAAGUGAGAAUAAAUAAAAAAAAAGUUGUAAACGCAGCUUAGACGUUUAAUUAUGGAGUGAGACGCGAUGUGAAGCAACUACAUUAAAAGACUGAUUAAAAGCAGGCCAUUGAGAAAAGGGGAAAUUAACGUGACAACGUCGGGAAAAUAAUACUGAUUGUGAUGGUGAUUAGCAAAGGAAAGGAUACCACAAAAGUCAGCAGUUCAGAUGGUGGCGUACUCGGAAUAUACCGAAACUAUAUUGUUUAUGCUUUUAAACGAUAGAAGUGAUCACCUCUAUGGAGAAACUUAUGGUCAACUAAAAUACAGACAUACUGUGUAAGAUGGAAAAGCGAUCUGCAAUUAGAAAUAGUCUAGGGACAAAAAAAUAUGGUGACAACACAUGAGAUUAUAAAAAGAAAGACGACAGACAGAAAGAAACCAAUCUCG
Varroa destructor (honeybee mite) is the source of this 5894-nucleotide messenger RNA. Its product is annotated as membrane-bound glycerophospholipid O-acyltransferase 1-like. Gene Ontology annotation, biological process: lipid modification. Gene Ontology annotation, molecular function: acyltransferase activity. NCBI's taxonomy places the organism in Eukaryota, Metazoa, Arthropoda, Arachnida, Mesostigmata, Varroidae. Gene Ontology annotation, cellular component: membrane. The record is from RefSeq and is a predicted model, not a curated record.